UGCUUGUGUGAGUAAGAGAGGUAACGGGACAGAGAGAGAGCGAGAAAGAGAGAGAGAGAGAGAGAAAGAGAGUGAGGCAGCGUAAUAUUCUGUCAGAGGAGCACGAUCCAGGCCUUGCUCACCCACCCUCUCUGGAGCAUCCAAGAGUCCCAGCAUCCCACCUGCCACCGGCGGCCCUGCCUCGUCCUAUCAGAUCGCGGCGCCGCGGCGAGAGGAGCACGCGACCGCGUUCCUGGCCGCUUAUUUGUCCUCCGCCUGAGCACCGGUCAGCCACGCUCGACACUCUCUCAUCCGCCGCCGCCUGACCUGACCCGCCACUGACACACGAUGCUCCAGCGUUUAGGGGCUCUGAGGGGUGGCCUGGGGGUGCUGGGCUGGAAGCGUGGCUACCUCUCCUUCCGCUCCUCCCACACCACCAACCAGAAUGUGGAGUACAAGCCCAUCAAGAAGGUCAUGGUGGCCAACAGAGGUGAGAUCGCGGUGCGCGUGUUCCGCGCCUGCACCGAGCUGGGCAUCCGCACCGUGGCCAUCUACUCAGAGCAGGACCGCGGCCAGGUGCACCGGCAGAAGGCCGACGAGUCCUACCUGAUCGGCAAGGGCCUGCCCCCCGUGGCGGCUUACCUCCACAUCCCGGACAUCAUCAAAGUAGCCAAGGAGAACAACAUUGAUGCCAUCCACCCUGGCUAUGGCUUCCUGUCGGAGCGAUCUGACUUUGCCCAGGCGUGUGCCGAUGCCGGGGUUCGUUUCAUCGGCCCCUCCCCAGAGGUGGUGCGCCAGAUGGGGGAUAAGGUGGAGGCUCGCGCCUUGGCCAUCAAAGCCGGUGUGCCUGUGGUUCCCGGUACCGAUGCCCCCAUCACCUCAUUUAAGGAGGCAGAGGAGUUUGCCAAGACCUACGGCUUCCCCAUCAUCUUUAAAGCAGCAUACGGAGGAGGGGGCCGCGGCAUGCGAGUGGUCAAGGAGUACGAGGAGCUGGAGGAGAACUACAACAGAGCCUUCUCCGAGGCCCUGGCAGCUUUCGGCAACGGCUCGCUGUUCGUGGAGAAGUUCAUUGAGAAGCCGAGGCACAUCGAGGUGCAGAUUCUAGGUGAUAAGUAUGGGAAUGUGAUCCACCUGUAUGAGAGGGACUGCUCCAUCCAGAGACGCCAUCAGAAGGUGGUGGAGAUCGCCCCCGCCGCCCAGCUGGACCCACAGCUCAGGGACAGACUGACCGCCGACUCAGUCACCCUGGCCAGACAGGUGGGCUACGAGAAUGCUGGCACCGUUGAGUUCCUAUUGGACAAGCACGGGAAGCACUACUUCAUCGAAGUCAACUCCCGCCUUCAGGUGGAGCAUACCGUCACCGAGGAGAUCACUGAUGUGGACCUGGUGCAUGCUCAGAUCCGUGUGUGUGAGGGCCGUAGUCUGCCAGAGCUGGGCCUGAGGCAGGACAAGAUCCGCAUCAACGGCUGUGCCAUCCAGUGUCGCGUUACCACUGAAGAUCCCGCCCGUGGCUUCCAACCUGACACCGGACGUCUGGAGGUGUUCCGGAGUGGAGAGGGGAUGGGCAUCCGUCUGGACAGCGCCUCGGCCUUCCAGGGCGCCGUGGUGUCGCCGCACUACGACUCGCUGCUGGUCAAGGUCAUCUCCAGUGGCAAGGACCUGCCCACCGCUGCCGCCAAGAUGCACCGGGCCCUCGUGGAGUUCCGCAUCAGAGGGGUCAAGGGGAGCCCCCCAAGGGCCUGCGUGAUGUGCUGCUGAAGGAGGGUCCUGAGGGUUUUGCGCGGGCAGUGCGCGGCCACCCCGGCCUGCUGCUGAUGGACACCACCUUCCGCGACGCCCACCAGUCCCUGCUGGCCACACGCGUGCGCACGCACGACCUCAAGAAGAUCGCGCCGUUCGUGGCGCACAACUUCAGCAACCUCUACAGCCUGGAGAACUGGGGAGGUGCCACGUUCGAUGUGGCCAUGCGUUUCCUGUACGAGUGUCCUUGGCGGCGUCUGCAGGAGUUGAGGGCGCUCAUCCCUAACGUGCCCUUCCAGAUGCUGCUCCGCGGAGCCAACGCCGUGGGCUACACCAACUACCCCGACAACGCUGUCUUCAAGUUCUGCGAGGUCGCCAAGGAGAACGGCAUGGACAUCUUCCGCGUCUUCGACUCGCUCAACUACCUUCCCAACAUGCUCCUGGGCAUGGAGGCGGCGGGCUCGGCGGGCGGCGUGGUGGAGGCGGCCAUCUCGUACACGGGCGACGUGUCCGACCCCAUGCGCCAGAAGUACUCGCUGGACUACUACCUGGGGCUGGCCGAGGAGCUGGUCAAAGCCGGCACGCACGUACUCUCCAUCAAGGACAUGGCGGGGCUCUUGAAGCCCGAGUCUAGCCGGGUGCUGAUUGGCGCGCUGCGCGACCGCUUCCCCGAGGUGCCCAUCCACGUGCACACCCACGACACGGCGGGCGCGGGCGUGGCGGCCAUGCUGGCGUGCGCCGAGGCCGGCGCGGACGUGGUGGAUGUCGCUGUGGACUCCAUGUCCGGCAUGACCUCCCAGCCCAGCAUGGGCGCCAUGGUGGCCUGUACCAACGGCACCAAGCUCCACACGGGCAUCUCCAUGGACACGGUCUUCGACUACAGCGAGUACUGGGAGGUGGCCCGGGGCCUGUACGCGCCGUUCGACUGCACGGCCACCAUGAAGUCCGGCAACGCCGACGUCUACGAGAACGAGAUCCCGGGCGGCCAGUACACCAACCUGCACUUCCAGGCGCACAGCAUGGGCCUGGGCAACAAGUUCAAGGAGGUGAAGAAGGCCUACGCCGAGGCCAACCGGCUAUUAGGAGACAUCAUCAAGGUGACGCCGUCCUCCAAGAUCGUGGGCGACCUGGCCCAGUUCAUGGUGCAGAACUCGCUGACGCGGGCGGAGGUGGAGGAGCGGGCCGACGAGCUCUCCUUCCCGUUAUCCGUGGUGGAGUACCUCCAGGGCUUCAUCGGCAUCCCCCACGGAGGCUUCCCCGAGCCGCUCAGGUCAAAGGUGCUGAAGAAUCUGCCCCGCAUUGAGGGACGCCCAGGCGCCACCCUGCCCCCUCUGGACUUUGAGGCCCUGGAGGCCAAGCUGAAGUCCACGUGGGGUGAGGAGAUCACGCCGGAGGACGUCAUGUCCGCGGCCAUGUACCCCAAGGUCUUCCAGGAGUACAAGGAGUUCACGGCCCAGUACGGCCCCGUCGAGUGCCUCAACACACGCCUCUUCCUGGACGGACCCAAAAUCGCUCAAGAGAUCGAGGUGGAGCUGGAGAGGGGCAAGACCCUUCACAUCAAAGCCCUCGCGCUGGGCGACCUCAACAAGAUCGGCCAGAGGGGCGUGUUCUUCGAGCUCAAUGGACAGCUCCGCACCGUCCUGGUCAAGGACACCUUGGCCAUGAAGGAGAUGCACUUCCACCCCAAGGCGCUGAAGGACGUGCCUGGCCAGGUGGGGGCGCCGAUGCCCGGCAAGGUGGUGGAGGUGAAGGUGAAGGAGGGCCAGAAGGUGGAGAAGGGCCAGCCCCUGUGCGUGCUCAGCGCCAUGAAGAUGGAGACGGUGGUCAACUCGCCCGUGGCCGGCACCAUCGUCAAGCUACACGUCAACUCCGACAGCACGCUGGAGCCCAACGACCUCAUCAUGGAGAUCCACGAGGCCUAGGAUGGACAUUGUGGGGGUGAUAAGGGCGCUUGGGGGGCGGAGGGGG
Sardina pilchardus (European sardine) is the source of this 3687-nucleotide messenger RNA. RefSeq names its product pyruvate carboxylase b (gene pcxb). Gene Ontology annotation, cellular component: cytoplasm. Gene Ontology annotation, molecular function: metal ion binding; pyruvate carboxylase activity; ATP binding. Gene Ontology annotation, biological process: pyruvate metabolic process; gluconeogenesis. The record is from RefSeq and is a predicted model, not a curated record. Lineage: Eukaryota; Metazoa; Chordata; Actinopteri; Clupeiformes; Clupeidae.